Molecule: messenger RNA, 2233 nt
Organism: Myripristis murdjan (pinecone soldierfish)
Lineage: Eukaryota; Metazoa; Chordata; Actinopteri; Holocentriformes; Holocentridae
Product: putative aminopeptidase W07G4.4
Exons: 16
Coding region: 108-1652 (514 amino acids)
Biological process (GO): proteolysis
Cellular component (GO): cytoplasm
Molecular function (GO): metalloaminopeptidase activity; manganese ion binding
Source: RefSeq, a predicted model, not a curated record
GAGUGCCACUUGAAAGUCACGUGACCCGGCGGAGGAGCAGGAGCCGUCAGCCGGUUGCCUGCUAACCUUUUCUGUCGAGGAGCCGCCGGAGGAGGAGAAGGGCCACGAUGUGCACCAGCGUCCAGCCCAUCGAAUGGACCUCAAACUACAAAGACCAGAAUUUUGAUGGCAUUGUGUUGGUGACCCAGAGCCAUGACACGCUGCCCUCCCAGCUGGAGUCCCUGAAAGCACCGCUGCAGGACUACAGCUCUGUGGACAGCGGUCUCGGGGAAGAAGUGGUGGUCCUGAAGGUCCCUGGUCUCCCUGGCAACCGACUAGUGUUUGCCUCCACCGGCCCUGUAAACCGCGACUACGAUGACGUCCGCCGCUUCAGUGACGCAGCAGUCAGUGGCAUCAAACGGGCCAUGAAAGCCGGUAUGCAGCGCCCCUUGCUGGUCUGCCCGACUCACCCCAACUAUGAGAAGAGCACCCUGGUGGCCGCCCUCGGGGCCCUGCACGCUCUCUACAUGCCCCUGGAGGUGAGGGAGGCGAACAUGAAGAACAGCCCGUACAAGGUGUGCGUUCUGGGGCUGUGGGUGCCGCAGGACUCCCAGGGACAAACACUGGUGAAUCUGGCCCUCGCUCUGGAGAGUGGGAGACUGGCCUGCCGUGAUAUUGGUGGUUCAGACCCAGAGCGCAUGGCUGCUCCCCGCGUGGCCGAUUACGUCCAGGACCUCUUCAAGGACAGCCCCGUGCAGGUGGAAGUGGUGAGCGACAUUAAUGUUCUGGAGAAGGAGUAUCCCUGUCUGGCCGCCGUCAACCGCUGUGCCAACACUGUGCCCCGUCACCAGGCCAGAGUUAUCAAGCUCCAGUACUGUGGAGAGGGACCGAUCCAAAAGACUCUGAUGCUGGUGGGAAAGGGCAUCACCUACGACACCGGCGGAGCAGACAUCAAGGCCGGUGGUGUCAUGGCUGGGAUGCACAGGGACAAGUGCGGAGCCGCUGCUGUCGCUGGUUUCUUCCAGAUCGUCGCCAAGCUGAAGCCAAAGCAUCUCAAGGUUGUUGGCUCCAUGGCGAUGGUGAGGAACAGCGUGGGUGCAGAUUGCUACGUGGCUGAUGAGCUGGUGGUUUCCCGUGCGGGUCGCAGAGUGAGAGUUGGGAACACCGACGCCGAGGGACGCAUGGUUAUGGUCGACCUGCUCUGUGAAAUGAAGGAGCAGGCAGUACGUGAGGUUUCUCCACAACUGUUCACGAUUGCUACUCUGACCGGACACGCCAUCAGGGCCAUGGGACCCAACUACUCUAUCAUCAUGGAUAACGGUCCGGCCCAUCGCGCUCACAAUGCCUCUCAGUGGCAGAAAGCUGGCGAGGUGCUUGGAGAUGUGUUUGAGGUGUCCAGCAUCCGGCGUGAGGACUAUGAAUUCCACAAGGGGAAGUCUGAGUAUGAGGACAUCCUCCAGUGCAACAACCUGCCGUCCUCGGCUACCCCUCGAGGACAUCAGACCCCAGCGGCUUUCCUCAUCAUGGCCUCGGGGCUCGACAAGUACGGCGUGGAUUCUGACGUGCCUCUGCCCUACUCCCACGUCGACAUCGCCGGCUCCAGCGGCCCUUUCCCCGGCGUGCCAACAGGAGCCCCUAUCCUCGCCAUGGCAACCAACUACAUCCUGUCUUAACUCUCUGACCAGACACUUAAUCUCCACAUACACAAAGCCUAUGUAGAAUGGUUUAUCCUCUGCACUCAGCCCCAACAGAGAUUGCACAGCCGUCCAAACAUGAGUAACAUCGUGCUCGACACACACAGAGCAAAACGUGUGACGUAUUGUGUCCCAGCAUUCCUGAAUACCUCAGAUCUGUUCUUUAAGAUUGUUAAUUCUAUGGAUUUUUUUCUUUUCUCAGAUCCUGCAGUGUCCGUCCUUUACACGCCAAGCGUCACAUGUCCCUGAUAUUAAACUGAAGUGGCCUGUAAUAAUAUACUCAGGGUUGAAAUAGCAGAAUAAGAGAUACCAUCCUUUUUUUAUGUGUGUGUGCGUGUAAAACUGAGGACAUGGUUGUGUGACAAAUGCUGCCUGCCAGUCAGAUCAAGCACUCCUCACUCAACAGUAUAACAAAAUUAAAACGUCACUUUUUGUCUUUUUCCUAGUGUAACAUCUUUUUGCAGACCUUUACAUAGGCUAUAUAUUAUUAAAGGGAAGAGAAUAGGUGGUUGGGUCCUUUUGCCUGUCAAAGAAAAACAAAUAAAAGAUAUGAUUACAAA